GCUGAUGGCCAACAAAAAAAUCUACACGUGCAACUGUCGCAUUUCAAUUUCAAUUGUUUACAUUUAAUUUGCAAACUAAGGAUAAAUAAUGGGCAAGCAAAAGAAAACAAAAAAGAUACAGAAACAACGAAACGGGCAAUUGAAGCGUUUAUUAAAGCCAACCGAUUCCCGGAUAAAGGAGCAACAGCGUCUGAAGCGGACAAAAGCCAAAGAUCCUCAUGAAAUGAAAGUGCACGAAGCAACACAACAGAGUUCCGCACUCUUCUUUCAGUACAACACACAGCUGGGCCCACCAUAUCACAUUGUGCUCGACACGAAUUUCAUUAAUUUUAGCAUUAAGAACAAACUGGAUAUUGUGCAGAAUAUGAUGGAUUGCCUGUACGCCAAAUGCAUACCCUAUAUAUCGGACUGUGUGCGUGCAGAGCUGGAAAAGCUGGGCAACAAGUACAAGCUGGCCCUUCGCAUCAUAUCCGAUCCCCGAUUCGAACGUCUUCCCUGCCUGCACAAGGGCACAUAUGCCGACGACUGUCUGGUGGAGCGAGUGCGUCAGCACAAGUGCUACAUUGUGGCGACCAACGACAAGGACUUAAAGAACCGCAUUCGCAAAAUACCAGGAGUGCCCAUUAUGUACGUUGCUGCACAUAAAUAUGCCAUUGAGCGUAUGCCUGAAGCCUAUGGUGUCAAAGCGUAGUCCCAAUUUAGUCAGAGUUAAGAUUAUACUAUACAAUCGACACGUGUAUCCAAUUUUAAAUAUACCUUAAGCCUUGAUA
Messenger RNA from Drosophila innubila, 770 nucleotides. RefSeq names its product rRNA-processing protein FCF1 homolog (gene Bka). Bases 89 to 691 code for a protein of 200 amino acids. The transcript has 2 exons. Gene Ontology annotation, cellular component: nucleolus; small-subunit processome. Lineage: Eukaryota; Metazoa; Arthropoda; Insecta; Diptera; Drosophilidae. The record is from RefSeq and is a predicted model, not a curated record.